Messenger RNA from Schizophyllum commune H4-8, 1094 nucleotides. RefSeq lists its product as uncharacterized. The coding region runs from base 361 to 858 and encodes 165 amino acids. The transcript is spliced from 2 exons. The record is from RefSeq and is a predicted model, not a curated record. NCBI's taxonomy places the organism in Eukaryota, Fungi, Basidiomycota, Agaricomycetes, Agaricales, Schizophyllaceae.
CCCCAGCCGACAUCCAUCAAUGUCGAGUGUCGCUCGUACCAGUGCGGGUUAGCUACGCUUUCGAACUCUUCCAGGACUCGAGGAGAACACGCCGCUGGCGCCCACUGUAUAGCAAGUAACGACUAACUAUGUCAUGAAGAUUCGAAGACGGUGUGUUCUACAUACAAUUUUCUACGCGGUAACUGACAUACUAUUCCUCCAGUCCGCAAUGGGUCUGGAAAAGGUUCCAAAUAUUGGCCGUCAGUGUGGCGGGAAAGGCACCGGCCGUCUCCUUCGUCCAGCCACACCAAGGUGGGUGAACGACAUCAGUAACGACCCACACCUCUGCACGCCCGGCGCCUCAGCUCGCUCCAUGCGAGGAUGAGCACGAGCGUCGUCGGCACCGGACGCCAGCCCGCCGCGACACAUACCCACUCACCGCGUACGUGGCCGGCGCGGUCUCGUGCAAACAACGAAGACGACGCGGGGAACCUCGAGGCCGUGGACCGUAACCGAAUACCAACCAGCCCGUCAUUGGCCCCCCGCGACCCGACCAUCGCACGCGAUGAGCCCAACGCUGGAGGUCUCGCCGUCUAUGGUGCGCUAUCGCCUUGCGAUGAUAGCGUGAGCAUAGAGCGCGAUACGACCCGGCUACCAUCCAACUGUGCGCAUUGUUCCCCACACCAUGCUAGCACAAUCGUCAGCGAGGAAGUGCAGCAAGCCGCACGCCCUCGCCAGGAGGUGUACGCCGGUCGAGGUGGCAGUCAGUUGGGUUCUGUGUCUGACGACUGCCCCGUUAAGGGCUGUAAAAGGUUCCAAACAUUGGCCGCCUUUCCGCUGACCACAAGGCAGACGAGGCGGGUUGUAGCGGUUCGCUGAGCGUCAAAGGCGGCGGACAGCUACUAGUACACUCCCGCAACACCUGCACGAGUGGCAGCCGACCCCCGCGAAGGUGCGUCGCCUCCGCCACAUGUCCGUUACAGACCCACGCAGACAUCUCAGCGCGCCAUCGCUCCGAUUAGAGAGCGAUGGGCACCUUCUCGACAUCGAGCGCACACUCGCGAUGGACAGGAUUCCACUCACCUCCGUAUGUAGCCGGCAUGGUCCCAUUCCGG